Molecule: messenger RNA, 2521 nt
Organism: Glossina fuscipes
Lineage: Eukaryota; Metazoa; Arthropoda; Insecta; Diptera; Glossinidae
Product: probable peroxisomal acyl-coenzyme A oxidase 1
Exons: 7
Coding region: 454-2463 (669 amino acids)
Biological process (GO): fatty acid beta-oxidation using acyl-CoA oxidase; lipid homeostasis
Cellular component (GO): peroxisome
Molecular function (GO): FAD binding; acyl-CoA oxidase activity; fatty acid binding
Source: RefSeq, a predicted model, not a curated record
AAUUCAAACAAAUUGUGAAGAGAACAAUAGGAAGAAAAAUAAGUUUUUGUUAUCAUUUGAGUGAAGUCGACGAACUUUGUGAAUAAUGAGAAAUGAGUUGUUAGUUAAGUGAGUUUUUGCUUCAAAACCGCUAGCACAAUACAUGCUUCUCAACUAAGCUUUUUCUAAACAGUAAGAAAGUGCAGCGGAUACCGAGCAAUUUUAGCCUGAGCGAAAUCGCAAAUUCAUUUACUCAGCAAUGAACCAAUAGAGCGUUUCCAAUACUUGACCGCGUGAAAUAAAUAUAUUACAGCAACAAUUUAGUUGCACCACGGUUUUUAUCAAUUUAUACGCAACCGAGCAAGCGUCCUAUUGGCUAAAUUUUGCGAAUUUUUUGAUUAAAGAAAACGUACAUAUAUAUGCACAAUAUAUAUAUACAUAUGUAGAGAUUUUUUAUAUCCUUUAAGUAACAUCAUGUACAACAUUAAUCCAGAUUUACAACAAGAACGUGACGGCGCUACUUUCAAUCCAUACGAAUUAACUAUUUGGUGGGAUGGUGGCACGGAAAAAUAUGAAAAAAGGAAAGCAUUAGAAAAACUCUUUUUAGAAGACUCUGAACUGAAAGACGACUUACCCCUGUCGUACAUGUCACACAAACAAAUUUAUGAGAACAGUGUACGUAAAGCAGUGCUGAUUGCUAAGAAACUACGUGACUUGCAUGAUGUUGGGGAGCUAAGUGUUGACACCUACACUGCAUUGUUAGGUGGUACUUUAGGUUGCGCCUUGCUUAAAGAAGGUAAUCCGUUAAGUGUACAUUUCGUUAUGUUCGUACCAACAAUUUUGGGCCAGGGUACUAUGGAACAACAAAUUACAUGGUUAAGCAAAGCUUGGGAGCUGAAUAUAAUUGGUACUUACGCUCAAACCGAAUUAGGUCACGGAACCUUCUUGCGAGGUCUGGAGACGCGCGCUGAUUAUGAUGAAAAGACUCAAGAAUUCGUUUUAAAUUCACCGACGUUAACGGCUUAUAAAUGGUGGCCGGGCGGCUUGGGCAAUACAGCCAACUAUGCGGUGGUAGUUGCUCAACUGUACACUUUGCGGAAAUUUCGAAGUUUGGCUCCAUUUAUUGUUCAAAUACGUGACGAGGAAACUCAUAUGCCCGUGCCCGGCGUUGAUAUUGGUGAAAUUGGACCAAAGUUGGGGAUGAAAUCGGGUAACAAUGGUUAUUUAGGUUUUAAAAAUGUGCGAGUGCCGCUAAAUCAUAUGCUGAUGAAGAACCAACAAGUGUUAUUUGAUGGUACCUAUAUACCACCGAAGAAUUCUGCUUUAACUUAUGGCACUAUGAUGUUUGUGCGUGUGGUAUUAAUUCGUGACGCUUCGUUGGCUUUAGCUAAGGCAUCGACUAUCGCCGUUCGUUAUUCAGCAGUAAGACGUCAAAGUCCUAUAGAUCCAAAUAAGCCAGAGCCGCAAAUCAUGGACCAUAUAACGCAACAGUUGAAAUUAUUUCCACAAGUUGCCAAAGCCAUUGUGUUUAAAGCAAAUGGGGAUAUUAUUUAUGACAUGUACGCCCAUGUAUCUCAGGAGAUAGAAAAGGGAGCUUUAGAACGCUUACCUGAAAUGCACGCUCUCUCCUGUUGCCUGAAAGCGGUUUGUAGUGCAGAUGCUGCAUCAGGUGUUGAAGUAUGUCGUUUAGCUUGCGGAGGUCAUGGGUAUAUGGAUUGUUCAAAUUUCCCUACUCUAUAUGGUAUGUCCACGGCAGUCUGUACAUAUGAGGGCGAAAACACAGUAAUGUUGUUGCAAACCGCGCGUUAUUUGGUUAAAGCAUACGGACAGGCUGCUUUAAAUCCUCAAGUGCAAUUAGUACCGACGGUAGCUUACAUUAAAAAGAUUAUAGAAGAACCAGAAUUCGUCGGUUUUGAUGGUUCAUCAGAAGCAAUCGUUGAGGCUUUUGAAUACGUGGCUGCUAAUAAAAUACGCAUAGCAUACGAACGCGUGGAACAGCAAAGGCGAAAGGGCGCUAUACCCGAAGUGGCAACCAAUCGGUGUGGUAUUGAAAUGGUACAAGCAGCGGAGCUGCACGGACGUGCAUUUUUAGCGCAUACGGCUCUAACUGAAAUACAAGCCUUAUCACAAAAGGUCUCUCCUGCAUUAGGCGAGAUAUUCCAAUUGCUUUUGGAACUGUACUUAGUGGAUGCCUGCCUACAUGGAAUUGGUGAUUUUUUGAGGUUUAUAAAAUUAACUGAACAAGACGUUAAUGGACUUGAAUUACAUUUCCAAGAGUGCUUGAAACGUUUGCGGCCCAAUGUUGUUGCUCUAGUGGAUGGAUUCGAUUUGCAUGACCGAAUUUUAGAUUCCGCUCUUGGUGCCUAUGAUGGCAAUGUUUACGAAAAAAUCUUCGAUGCAGCUAAAAAGAGCCCUUUAAAUAAAGAGGCGGUUAACGCAUCAUUUCAGAAAUACUUAAAACCCUUAAUGAAAUCAAAUCUGUAAAUAUGUUUGUAUUUUAAACAACAAUAAUAACCGAUCGUAAAUUUUUACAAUUUAUUUA